AUGAUAUGGUGGAAACUAGCGGUGGUUGUGGUGGCGUGGCGGGUGUUCAACUCGCUCUCCCUCGCCACGUUCUUCCAGGCAGACGAGUUCUACCAGGCGCUCGAGAUCGCCCAUGAACGCGUGUUUGGCUAUGGCUACGUCACCUGGGAGUGGCCCGAACACUUACGGCUGACCCUCCACCCGUCAAUAUACUCGUUGGGGUACUCGUUCCUCCAGGCGUUUAGUGCUGACUCGCGUUCAGCCGUGAUUCUCGUCCCCAAGUUUAUUAAUGCCGCCAUCGCUGCCAUCUCCGAGUUGAUGCUAUAUAAAUGGCUUGGCAACUACGACCCCAGUGUCGCCACCAUAACCACGUUGCUUUCCUUGGCUAACCCGUUCAAUUGGUACGUGAGCACGCGUCUGUUUGCCAACCAAUUCGAGCAGAUGUUGACGAUGUGUGCCAUGGCGUGGUGGCCGUGGUCCACCACUAAUACUAAGGGGAAGAAAAGACGUCCAUCUCACUUGAAAACGGCAUUGGUUUUUGCUUGUUUAAGCUGUAUUGUUCGUCCCACUAAUGUCCUCUAUUGGAUCCCCUUUGGUUUAGGUCUUUUAGUGAGGUCACACACCAAAGCUAAAUUGGUAGUGGUUACGGUGAUCGUGGCCGCAGCGACUUUAGCUGCUUCGGCCGUGAUUGACCGUCAAUUUUACGAUACGUGGACGCUACCGAUGAUUAACUUCCUCAGGUUUAACGUGGUCAAUAACCUCCUGGUAUUCUACGGCACUGCCCCCUGGCACUUCUACAUCGGCCAGGCGCUUCCGAUGAUGCUUAUGACCUAUAUCCCGUUAUUCCUCUUAGGGUUGGCCAAGUCAGCGAGAACGUCGGCAGAAAUGGUGGCGGCGAUGGUACUCGUCGUUUUGGGAUUCCUGGCCAUCGAACAUAAGGAAGUGAGGUUCCUCCUACCAAUUCAACCCCUCCUCAUGUACUUUUGCGGCACCGGUGUCCUCUCAGUGAUGCGCAGUCGCUGGUUCAAGCCGGUGAUGGCGCUCGUGAUCACCGCCAAUGUCGCCGUGGGGUAUUUUUUGGCCCGAGUCAACGAGCGGGGGGCCAUCGCCAUCGUUGACUACCUUGCCGACGUCCACCUGUUUGCCAUAUUGGCCCCGUGCCACCUGACUCCCUGGCAGUCUCACCUCCACAACCCUCAGCUUAACGGGUGGUUUCUCACCUGUAAACCGCCGCUUAAUGUCCCGUUGGAAGGGUACAUGGAUGAAAGCGAUGUGUUUUACGCCGACCCUGAAAAGUGGCUCGAAACUAAUAUGGCGCCUAACUGGUCCCAGCUCUCGCUAGGGAGUAGAAGGGCGUGGCCGACUCAUCUCGUGAUGUUCCAGGCACUCGUACCCGACUUGGAGCUGUAUUUGGAUAACUCGCCUUACAGGGAGUGCCACCGGGAGUGGAACUCGUACUUCCAUUGGGACGGACGCCGCCAUGGCGACUUGGUGGUAUUCUGUCGCCAAUGA
Messenger RNA from Diutina rugosa, 1491 nucleotides. RefSeq names its product putative glycosylphosphatidylinositol-alpha 1,2 mannosyltransferase. The transcript has a single exon. The record is from RefSeq and is a predicted model, not a curated record. Bases 1 to 1491 code for a protein of 496 amino acids. Gene Ontology annotation, molecular function: alpha-1,2-mannosyltransferase activity. Gene Ontology annotation, biological process: GPI anchor biosynthetic process. NCBI's taxonomy places the organism in Eukaryota, Fungi, Ascomycota, Pichiomycetes, Serinales, Debaryomycetaceae. Gene Ontology annotation, cellular component: endoplasmic reticulum membrane.